UCAGAAAACAGGUUGAACGAAAAUCCAUCCUCUCCAGCUAAAUAUGGCGCACAAAUAGGCCGGAUAGGCAUACGACAACUUGGGGGGAGAGGCUUCUUGUCUCUUAUAACGUUUAAUCAUUCAAAUUUAGCGCUGAUUGUCCUGUGUGAACAGAUAACGUUAGUUGCCAUUAGCGAAUAGGCGCACGCAGGCAAGGUGGCACCCCUCGAAACUGGCGGAGAUCAGUCCUAGCUGGCUAAUUAUAUCAAUUGAAAACGCAGCUAAAGCGAGUCCCUGUUUGGAAUACACUGGCACAUUGUACAUUUUAAGAUCUACUAUUUGUGUUGAAGUGCCGGUGAUGCUAGCUAGCUACCUAGCAGGCUGACUAACGCUUAGCUUGUUACUUUGGGGUGGAACAUGGAAACACAGCGCCUGAUGGCAGAGCCUGUACCGGGGAUCAAAGCAGAGCCCGAUGAAGGGAAUGCCCGCUACUUCCAUGUGGUGAUCGCAGGGCCCCAGGACUCCCCCUUCGAAGGGGGCACCUUCAAACUUGAACUCUUUCUGCCUGAGGAGUACCCCAUGGCAGCCCCCAAAGUCCGGUUUAUGACCAAAAUCUACCACCCCAACGUGGACAAGCUGGGAAGAAUAUGUCUAGACAUUUUAAAAGAUAAAUGGUCCCCAGCCCUGCAGAUUCGUACAGUCCUGCUGUCCAUCCAGGCUUUACUUAGUGCUCCUAACCCAGACGACCCUCUCGCAAAUGAUGUGGCAGAGCAGUGGAAGUCUAAUGAAGCCCAAGCCAUUGAAACAGCUCGGACAUGGACCAGGCUGUAUGCUGGAAACAACAUUGAAGUCUAACAAGAAAGAAAAAAAGAGAAAGAAAACCAUGAAAAAGAAGAUUUGGAGCGUGAGUGUAAAUUGCUCUCGUUCUGCCAAGACCCUACCCCUUCUUUCUUCGUUUGCAUUUAAAGGACACUGUCUUAGACAAAAUGUAUAAUAAUAAAAAAAAGCAAAAAAAUAAAGAAUAUAUUCAGUGAGAAAAAAAAAAUACAACCACAACUUUACAGACUACUGCAGACCUUUUGGUUAUUUCAAGAGGCGUUGGUGAGGCAUUGGUUGCUCAUCCCACUUUCACAGCACCCAAAGCUUAUAUCGCUUGCUAUACAACACAUGGUUGUUUUCUGUUUCUCUGUGGAUGGGCUGCCAUAUUUGACGCCCAAGCCUUGCUUUAGGCUCACAGGUGUCGGGGUUCCAAACAUCGGUUAGCAUCGGUUAGCAUCAUCCAGAAUCUUUAUUGAUAUAACUUGAAUCUGAGGGUGUUGGUGCUACAUUUAAAAAAAAAAAAAAAUUAAAAAAAAAAUGUUUGACCACUCUCUUAAUGAAAUGGCUGCUACCGGACGGACUCGACUAUGCUCCUCACAACUUGGCUGUUAUUGUCUGUAACGCUUAACCUUCAAGCUGCUCUUGUGUUUGGAACCCCAUUUGUAGAACUUGCAGUAUAGGUAGUGACAUGGGGAGGGCAGGUCAGCUAGUUGCCUUUUGGGCAUGGUUGAAAACAGGGGGGGGGGGGGGACUGAGGGGAGGUGGGCGUGCAAAAGAUGUACUAUUUACUUUGUUUUAAUGUUUUUUCCCAUCCCUCUCUAUGAAGCCUAGGUUCAUUAUACGCAUGCAGUUAACCAGCUUAGACUUUGAGCUAACAGACAAUGCUGUGUGGGAAUGUUGAGAAUGAUGCUUGUCCUUUUUUUCUUUUUAAUUAUUAUUGUCCUUUUUUUAUUGGGGCUGAGAAUACAGUCAGUGACAUAAAAAAUCUGUGUGGGGGGGAAAGGCACUCUGAAAACACUAGCGUCAGUAAAACGCUGAGAUCCCCAUAGGCUUGUGUGGCUUCUGUACGGCUCUGUCUGGGGAAAUGAAAACUGUAAAUGUUAUGUUUUAGUAAAAUAUUUUUUGUUAUGCUA
Molecule: messenger RNA, 1931 nt
Organism: Clupea harengus (Atlantic herring)
Lineage: Eukaryota; Metazoa; Chordata; Actinopteri; Clupeiformes; Clupeidae
Gene: ube2nb
Product: ubiquitin-conjugating enzyme E2Nb
Exons: 4
Coding region: 397-834 (145 amino acids)
Source: RefSeq, a predicted model, not a curated record